Messenger RNA from Sporothrix brasiliensis 5110, 2361 nucleotides. RefSeq names its product Ca2+:H+ antiporter. Gene Ontology annotation, biological process: calcium ion transmembrane transport; intracellular calcium ion homeostasis. The record is from RefSeq and is a predicted model, not a curated record. Gene Ontology annotation, cellular component: fungal-type vacuole membrane. Gene Ontology annotation, molecular function: calcium:proton antiporter activity. The transcript is spliced from 3 exons. The coding region runs from base 1 to 2361 and encodes 786 amino acids. NCBI's taxonomy places the organism in Eukaryota, Fungi, Ascomycota, Sordariomycetes, Ophiostomatales, Ophiostomataceae.
AUGCACCGCAUCCAAUACUGGGCGCGGCAGAAAGCUCACGGUACGCCGCUCGUCGCCAGCACCAGGCGUACCAACACGGGCGUUGCGCGCACAACCUCGCGCGCACCGUCAAGUCAACCGACCCAUGGACCGGGUGGCGUUGUAUCAAAUCAGAUCCCCAGCGGCGAUGCCGCCGCCGCUGGCAGCGUAAUACCGCCGACCGAAAAUGAAAAGAACGACAACACUGCAGCCGCCAAUAGCGGCGCUACAAAACCAAACGUUGCCAUGCGCUUCGUCUUGACCGUGAAAGACAUCCUCUUUUCCAGCUAUGUCAAUGUCCUGCUCGUCUUUGUGCCCGUCGGCAUCGCCGCGCACUUUGCCAAACUGUCAGCCGGCGUCGUCUUUGCCAUGAACGCCAUUGCCAUCAUCCCGUUGGCCGGUCUGCUGAGCCACGCGACCGAGAGCGUCGCCAGCCGUAUGGGCGAUACGGUCGGCGCGUUGAUGAAUGUGACGUUUGGCAACGCGGUCGAACUGAUCAUCUUCAUCAUCGCGCUUGUAAAAGACGAGAUCGAGAUUGUCCAGGCGUCUCUUGUCGGUUCCAUCCUGGCCAACCUGCUGCUCAUUCUCGGCAUGUGCUUCUUACUAGGUGGCCUCCGCUACCGCGAGCAGAUCUACAACAGCACAGUCACGCAGAUGAGCGCUUGCUUGCUCAGUUUGAGUGUCAGCAGCCUGCUGCUUCCCACCGCAUUCCACGCCUCCUUCAGCAGCGCCACCAACGCCGACACAAAGGUGCUCGAGGUCAGCCGCGGCACCAGCGUCGUUCUCCUACUCGUGUACGUCCUGUACCUUGUUUUCCAGCUUAACUCGCAUGCCUACAUGUACGAGUCGACGCCCCGCCACAUUGUCGAGCGCGAAUCGCUCCCCGGCCCCGCCGCCAGCUACUUCAACUCGUCGUCGUCGUCUUCGUCUGAAACAUCCUCCGACUCGUCUCAUGGGGACUCGGAUUCCGACGCGUCGCGUAGCACGGCCAAGCGUAUCAAGCGCGCGAUCAAGAAGGGCAGAAAGAAGAUGCACAACCGCAGUGCUUCAACGGAUGCCAAUAGCGCGCCGACGUCGGCCCUCCCGCAUAAUGAUGAAGUGGCGUCCGCCUCUGCCUCGGGCAGCACAACCGCCGGUGGCCCAAGCGACGCGGCCGAGGUACCUGUUAUCGACAACGGCGUUGUCGCCGAUGAUGAGGACGAUGAGGCCGCCGAAGAGAAGCCGCGCGACAAGAAGAAGCGCAAGCAUCACAAGAAGAAGAAGGUGGCCGAGGCCAAGAGCGAUGCUGCCCGUGCCGCCGAGGGAGACGACGAUGUCAAUGCCGUCCUCGCAUCGAGCGGCAUGGCAGCUUUGCCCGAAUCGGGAGUGGGUGCGGGCGGCAGCGUCCGCCGCGUUGAUUUUGCCUUGGGACCGGAUGUCGAGGCCCAGACCGCGCCCCGGCCGCAGCCCUUCACUCUGCGUUGGCUGGCCAGACCGGGCGGCCUGACAAAAACACUGCCUGACAACGUGUUUCAUGCGCGCGCGGGCGAGGCGCAGGCCAGCAGUAGCCGCAGCAACGCCCAACCGCUGUCGACGCCCGACGCCUUUGCGGCGUCGAAUCAGGCCCGCCCGCAGCCCCAGCUGCGCCGCACGGCGUCCAUGCCCGUUGAGACGCGCAGCUAUCGCAACCAGCCCGGCGCGCUGCCGCCCAUUGUUCCCGUCAUGGUCAAUCGCCGCACGUUUAUGGCACCGGCGGCCGGUGACGGGGACGAGGACGACGAGGAAGAAGAGCCGCAGAUCUCGCGCACGACGGCCGUCCUCCUCCUGCUCGUGUCGACCGGUCUCGUCGCGCUGUGUGCCGAGUUCAUGGUGGGCUCCAUCAACGAGGUCGUCAGCGGCAACUCGGGCAUCUCCGAGGCCUUUAUUGGUCUCAUCCUGCUGCCGAUUGUCGGCAACGCCGCCGAGCACGUCACCGGCGUCACGGUCGCCAUGAAGAACAAGAUGGACCUGGCCCUGGGUGUCGCCCUGGGCUCGUCCAUCCAGAUUGCCAUUUUCGUCACGCCCGUUGUCGUCCUGCUAGGCUGGAUCAUGGGCAAGGACAUGAGCCUCUACUUUACGCUGUUUGAGACGGUCAGCAUGUUUGUCUCGGCCUUUAUCGUCAACUUCCUUGUGCUCGACGGCCGCAGCAACUAUCUCGAGGGCGCGCUGCUCUGUGCUGCCUAUGUCAUCAUUGCCGUGGCCUCCUUCUUCUACCCGGGCAAGGGCGAUGCCAACUCGCUGGGCGGCGGCACGGACAACGUGACCGAGUCUGUGACGGUGGAGGCGGCGAAGAUGGCUGUGCGCGGUCUCGUGAGCCUCAUGUGA